CUCGUGGGUCUCCUGACUCUCCUCUGGUCCGAUCUGGCUAGUCCCACUGUGGGCCCGUACUAGUAAAAAAAAGAAAUUUAAGCCUGAAUGCAAGAUGAGUCCAAACUCGUGUACCGUGAAAAGAUGCGCUACGCUGCUUACAACUAGAUUGCAUUUCUCGUUCGCCGCCCGCCGCUCCAGCCUCUCCGUCUUCCUCGAGGACACGCACACGCCUCUGGUCGAUCCCAUCCCCGACUGCUUCGAGGGAGCGCGACAGGCGGAGAUGUGGCCGCCGUUCCUUUACGCGCCGUCGUCGCUCGUGGCGGCCCUAACGGCGGCGUGUGCCGCCGUUCUGGCCAUCCUGCCCCUCUACGAGUUCCGCGGCGGGAACAUAGCCUACUCCAAGUUCGUUCGCGUCGGCGCCGGCGCGCGACUGCGACUCCUGCUGCCGAGCCGCAUCGGGAUGCUCGUGAUCUACUCCCCGGCGCUCGCCGCCGCGCUCGUCUCCUUCGCCGUGCCGGGCGCCGUCGGAGGCGCGCGCGCGGGGCUACUCUGCGCCGCCGUCGCCGCCCACUUCCUCAAACGGGUGCUCGAGGUGCUCUUCGUGCACCGGUACAGCGGGAGCAUGCCGCUCGGCACGGCCCUGUUCAUCUCCUCCUACUACCUGUUCAACGCCGUGGCCAUGAUCUACGUGCAGCGCCUCAGCCGUGGCCUCCCGGAGCCCGCCGUCGACUUGCUCUGCCCCGGCGUGCUCGUCUUUGCCGUCGGCGCCGCAGGCAACUUCUACCACCACCUCCUCCUCUCGAGGCUGCGAGCCGGCGGCGGAGGCGGAGGCGACAAGGUGUGCAAGAUCCCGCGGGGCGGCCUGUUCGAGCUCGUCGCCUGCCCGCACUACCUCUUCGAGAUCGUCGCGUUCUUCGGCUUCGCCAUGAUCUCGCAGACGGUGUACGCGCUCGUCGUGGCCGUCGGCUCGGCGGGCUACCUCGCCGGCCGGAGCUACGCCACCAGGAAGUGGUACGCGUCCAAGUUCGAGGAGUUCCCGGCGAGGAUCAAAGCUCUUGUGCCGUAUGUCUGGUAGCUAGAGAGUGGUCGUACUCUGUAUGUGUUCAGAUUACAGGAGAUUUGCCACCUCUUCAAGGUGAUUUGGAUGUGUUGAUUUGAAUUGAAUAAUGUGAGUCUGUCUGUCAGGAAAAAUGAAAUUUGGAGGGGGAAAAAAGUGAAAUUUAAUUUCGGGGUUGGGCCUA
Molecule: messenger RNA, 1223 nt
Organism: Panicum virgatum (switchgrass)
Lineage: Eukaryota; Viridiplantae; Streptophyta; Magnoliopsida; Poales; Poaceae
Product: 3-oxo-5-alpha-steroid 4-dehydrogenase 1-like
Exons: 1
Coding region: 95-1057 (320 amino acids)
Biological process (GO): lipid metabolic process
Molecular function (GO): oxidoreductase activity, acting on the CH-CH group of donors
Source: RefSeq, a predicted model, not a curated record